CCGCCUCACGCUUGCCUUUGACAGAGAGCCCUGCUAGCUGUCGCGCACGGUAAUUCCCCAGCAUUUCAAACUAAGCAGAUAGCCGGUGAUCUUAUUCAACACAAGCGCUCUCCUCAGGGACAGUUUAGCUUCAGCAAGGAGCUCGCACUUACCGGUGGUUCUCAUCUGACAAAGGGACGUGACAAAGUAAAAGAUGUCUAGAGACACGGAAGGGAAGAGCGAGAAGAUUAUGGACAUGGAGAGCAAGGUGCUGUGGUACCCGGACUCCAAGAAGAACACACAGAUGGACAAGUUUAGGAUACAGGUCAACAAGGACUACGGGCUUAAUCUGGCCAACUACAAUGACCUGUACCAGUGGUCGGUGGACAGCUACCCAGAUUUCUGGUCAGAAGUGUGGCGCUUCUGUGGAGUAGUGAGCUCCAAACCUUAUGAAGAGGUGGUGGAUGUAUCCAAACGGGUCUCAGAUGUGCCAGAGUGGUUUAAAGGAGCUCGGCUCAACUACGCUGAGAACUUGCUCAAACAUGCAGACCAAGACAAAGUAGCUCUCUAUGCUGCAACGGAAGCAAAUGAUGAGAUUGUGAAGGUGACGUAUGGGGAGCUGAGGCGCGAUGUGGCGUUGUUUGCUGCAGCCAUGAGGAAGAUGGGGAUCCAGACUGGAGACCGGGUCGUAGGCUACCUGCCCAAUGGUAUCCAUGCAGUGGAGGGCAUGUUAGCAGCAGCCAGCAUUGGAGCCAUCUGGAGCUCCACGUCUGUGGACUUUGGAGUCAACGGUGUCCUUGACAGGUUUUCUCAAAUCCAGCCCAAGCUGAUCUUCUCUGUUGCAGCUGUGGUUUACAACGGAAAAACACACGACCACAUGGAGAAGCUGACCAGUGUUGUCAAAGGUCUGCCUGACCUGAAGAAAGUGGUGGUGGUUCCCUACGCUCGCUCCAAACAUGAGAUCGACCUCUCCAAGAUCCCCAACAGUGUAUUUAUAGAUGAUUUCUUGGCUUCUGGGCGCGGUGGUGAGGCCGAGCACUUUCCUCAGCUGGAGUUUGAGCAGCUUCCGUUCAAUCAUCCCUUGUUCAUCAUGUACUCGUCUGGCACCACAGGAGCUCCUAAAUGUAUGGUGCACUCUGCUGGGGGAACACUCAUCCAGCACUUGAAAGAACACAUUCUCCAUGGCAAUAUGACCAGCAGUGAUGUCAUCAUAUACUACACCACGACUGGCUGGAUGAUGUGGAACUGGCUGAUGUCUGCUCUGGCAGUGGGAGCCUCUGUGGUUUUAUAUGACGGUUCACCACUAAUACCCACACCCAAUGUACUGUGGGACCUGACGGACCAGCUGGGUAUCACUAUCUUUGGUACCGGGGCUAAGUGGCUGUCAGUGCUGCAGGAGAGGAACCUGAAACCAGCGGAAACAAACAACCUCCAGUCUCUCCACACCAUCCUGUCUACUGGAUCUCCUCUCAAACCUCAAAGCUACGACUACGUGUACCGCUGCAUCAAGAGCAACGUGCUGCUGGGCUCCAUCUCAGGCGGCACAGACAUAGUGUCAUGUUUCAUGGGUCAGAACCCAACAGUUCCAGUGUACCGUGGCGAGAUCCAGACCAGAAACCUUGGCAUUGCUGUGGAAGCCUGGAGCCCUGAUGGUAAGCCCGUGUGGGGGGAGAGUGGGGAGCUCGUCUGCUUGAAACCGAUCCCCUGCCAGCCAACACACUUCUGGAAUGACGAGAACAGGAGCAAAUACCACAAAGCGUACUUUUCUACAUAUCCUGGGGUGUGGGCUCAUGGAGACUACUGUAAAAUCAACCCAAAGACAGGAGGCAUUGUCAUGCUGGGCAGAAGUGACGGUACAUUAAACCCCAACGGAGUCCGAUUUGGCAGCUCAGAAAUCUACAACAUUGUGGAGGCGUUCGAGGAGGUGACAGACAGUCUUUGCGUUCCUCAGUACAAUAACGACGGAGAAGAGCGAGUUAUUUUGUUCUUAAAGAUGGCAUCUGGUAAGCCCUUCUGCCCGGAGUUGGUGGGCAAGAUUAAAGGAGCCAUUCGAAAAGCUCUGUCUGCCCGACACGUCCCCGCUCUGAUGCUGGAGACCAGAGACAUUCCUUACACCAUCAGCGGAAAGAAGGUGGAGGUGGCCGUGAAACAGGUGAUUGCUGGCCGGGAGGUGGCGCAAAGAGGCACUUUCUCCAACCCAGAUUCACUGGAUCUCUUCAAGAACAUUCCUGAACUGCAGCACUUUUAGAGAUGAGGCUUCACUGAGCUGGAGAGAAGAAAAUAUAACCACCUGACAUUAGCUUUUAAUUUAACUUCAUUCAUAUUUACAGAUGCAGGGAGAUAUGCAAAGUGCAUCGCAGGGAGUGUUUGGAAAGGAAGCCACCUUGAUCUUUGUACAGGGAAUAACAAAAAGAUUAAAUAUGUAUGUCGGAAAAUGUAAACUUGAUACAAAUAUGUAAAUAAGUCUGUGGUAUCAGAAAGAAGAGUCGUACUGCUCCAUUGGCUAGAUUGUAAUCAAGUGAUUCAGCAGCUGCUCUUAGUCUACCAUGCUGUGAAGGAGAAUGUUGGAUGCCUGAUGUAAUAUGAUGUGCACAGCAGUACUUGGGAAUAAGCUCAUGCUCUAAAACCACCAUAAUGGAGAAGUGUAAUUUAGAUGCUAUGAGCCAGUGAGGAGCCAUAUCUCCCUGUGUCACCUGCUUAACCCGAGUGUUGGUUCCUACACUUAAAAUCCAUGGAUGUGUGCAGAUAAAGUCGCACACAAACACCUGGGAUUAAUAUCAUAUCAUUGUUACGUGGUGUGUAGUACUUUAUUGAAUGUAUAUAUAUGGGUAUAUAUUUGUCAGACUGUUAAAUGAUGUUAUAACAUUAUAAUUAUGCAUUUUGAAGUUACUGUUAAUCAAAUGAGUCUCAGAUGUAAAGGGUUCUAACAUGUCAGGAGAUUUUAGAUUUAAAUGAAAACCUACUGAACUUUUCCAAGCCUAAAUAAAACAUGUUAAAAUCCUUGAAAAAUAAUUUGACUUUGUAACCAUUGUCUCUUUCAUUCCGCUCGGUACAUCAAGGCAGGAAAUGAUCAACAAGUCAGUAUGUCAAGUGUGUUGUGAAAGUGAGCAAAGGUUAACACCAUAAAAGCCUCUUAUUGUUAUUUCAUUGUUGUUCAUAACAAAAUAAAAAUGUGUUCCCUACUUCAGAA
Messenger RNA from Trematomus bernacchii (emerald rockcod), 3169 nucleotides. RefSeq names its product acetoacetyl-CoA synthetase (gene aacs). The coding region runs from base 194 to 2227 and encodes 677 amino acids. Gene Ontology annotation, molecular function: acetoacetate-CoA ligase activity. Gene Ontology annotation, cellular component: cytosol. NCBI's taxonomy places the organism in Eukaryota, Metazoa, Chordata, Actinopteri, Perciformes, Nototheniidae. The record is from RefSeq and is a predicted model, not a curated record. Gene Ontology annotation, biological process: positive regulation of insulin secretion; lipid metabolic process. The transcript has 18 exons.